AUUGCGCGUAAGUGUAAAGUGUUUCCGUAUUGGGCAGACAAAACUGAAUCGCUAUUCUUAGCUUGUCGUAGGACAGCGACCUUGACAUUUUCGGCACAUCCCAUUUCAUUGAGAACAUCGUGACGUAUUUAGGAGUUGAGAACAUUAUAUAAUUAUGUUUCAACUCGAUCAUGCGCGUGAUUGUACACGUGUUGUCGGUAUUGCUUUUGAUAAGUUCUUCGUUGCUUGAUAAAAUCUUUGCAGCUUGUUCUCAGCCGAGUAUGUUCGAAUGAUUACUCGUGUCGUGACUCUUCGAUGAUGACUCGAAGGAUACCGAGUUGUUAACGCGAUCCCGAGACGUCUUCAGUUAGAAUAGCCGACUGCAUAUUACGAAUUUCCUCCGAACGGUAUUGUUCUCUAGAACGGAUAGGUUUUAGUAUGUUUAAUAACAUCAAUAAUGGACGCGAGUAAAAAAUACGAAAAUCCCAAUCCGAAGUUAUUGGCGAAUCCUUUCAGUAGAUUAAUAUUCUGGUGGUUGAAACCGUUGUUUCUGUAUGGAAAGAAUCAUGAUCUUGAACUCAAAGAUAUAUAUAAUGUGCUACCAGAGGAUGUCAGUCAACGUUUGGGUGAUAAACUCGAGAGGAAUUGGCUGAAGGAAGUUAAAACAGCAGAGGAAUCGGGAAUAAAGCCUAAAUUUUUCAAUGCUUUAAAGAAAACAUUUGCAUGGUCAUUUUCUUACUUCGGAGGAUGGCAAUUCUUCCUGGCUGUUGUCAUAAAAGUUUUACAACCGUAUGUGCUAGGUCUACUUAUUUGGCAUUUUGAUCCCAGAUCAAUAUCCACUGUCACAGAAGCAUAUAUUUAUGCUUUAACUGUUGUAGUUUUAACUUUACUUAGUGCUGUAAUUGUGCAUCAUUCGAACUUAGGUUUAUUAGAAGUUGGUAUGAGAAUGAGAAUAGCAUGUUCCUCGCUGAUGUACAGAAAGAUCCUGCGCUUAUCGAAGUCUUCUACUAACAUUACAACCCCAGGACAGAUUGUGAACUUAAUGUCAAACGAUGUAGCCAGGUUCGAGCAAUUGUUUAUAGCGUUGCAUUACAUUUGGAUUUUACCAAUCCAGGGUGCUCUAAUUACCUUUAUGAUCUGGGAAAGCGUAGGAAUUGCUUCUUUAGCUGGUGUCUUUCUCAUAAGUGUUCAAACUAUACCAUUGCAAGGAUAUAUGGGAAAAUGGUUUUCAAAGCUACGAUUGAAAAUCGCAGUUAAAACGGACGAAAGAGUGUGUUUAAUGUCAGAGAUUAUCAACGGAAUCCAAGUAAUUAAAAUGUACACUUGGGAAAAACCAUUUGAAAAACUUGUUAGUGUUGUUAGAAGUCGCGAAGUGGACGUACUUACUAUUUCGUCGUACUUAAGAGGCUUCACUUUAGCUACCUUUGUGUUCACCGAACGCACAACAUUGUACUUUACAAUUGUGGCAUAUGUACUUCUUGGCAACAGUAUAUCUGCCGAUAAAGUAUUUUCCAUGGCUCAGUACUUUAAUAUAUUGCAACUGACUAUGGCCAUAUUGUACCCAAUGGCUGUUUCAUCCGCGGCAGAAGCUUCUGUAUCCAUUAAAAGAAUAGAGAAUUUCUUGUUGUUAAAAGAGAACAAUACUGUAGUUAAUGCUAAACCAGCUCCUGGGGAUGGCAGUAUCACAAUGAAAUGUAUUACGGCAUCUUGGACAGAGAAUGCGAUUACAAGUACAUUACAUGAUAUCAGUAUUCAAAUAAAGCCUGGAAAACUGUAUGCUGUUGUCGGUUCUGUUGGUGCAGGAAAGAGUUCGUUCCUGCAACUAAUUUUAAGAGAAUUGCAACAGUCACGCGGUGAUAUUCGAGUGAAUGGUGAUAUAUCAUACGCUAGUCAGGAGGCAUGGUUGUUCUCGGGCACAGUGCGCAACAACAUACUUUUUGGGCGGUCUUAUGAUAAAAAGAAGUAUAAUGAAGUCGUUAAAGUAUGUGCCCUUACUAAAGACUUCCAACAGUUUAGUCAUAGCGACAAAACGUUAGUCGGAGAUAGAGGCGCAUCUCUCAGUGGAGGACAACGUGCAAGAAUCAAUUUGGCUAGGGCUGUGUACAGAGAUGCCGAUAUUUAUCUGCUCGAUGACCCGUUGUCGGCAGUGGAUACACAUGUUGGAAAACACUUGUUCAACGAAUGCAUCAACAACUAUCUCCACAAUAAAACCAGAAUACUCGUGACGCAUCAAGUACAAUUUUUAAAAAAUUGUGAUCAUAUUAUUGUAUUGAAUAACGGUAAAAUCGAAUUCGAAGGCACGUUUACAGAGUUACAAGCGAAAAAUUUAGAUUUCUUAAGUAUGCUUUCAUCGGAAGAGCAGGAGGUGAAUACAGAGAAUGUGAAAAUCGAUGAAAAUCAUACUCCCGAUAUAUCUGUCAAUCCUCUCGACAACAGUAAAGACGACGAUGAAUCAGAACCUCAAGAAACCGAAGAAUUGAUGGGCAAAGGAGGCAUUUCGAAAUUACUUUACUGGAAAUACUUCCGAGCCGGAGGAUCGAUUCUAAUGAUUCUAGGUUUCAUGCUCUCUUUAAUUCUAGGUCAACUAGGAAGUAGUGGUAGCGAUUAUUUUGUUGCUUACUGGUCAAAACAAGAAGAAAUGCGUGUGAAAAAUAACAUUAAUCACACGUUUCAAUUAUUUCCACAACCUGCUAUUACCACUUCUGCUUCAGUUCUAACAAAUUCAAGUGAAGCGAUUGAUGAGAUGAUUGCCUUGGGCAUAGAUAGCUUUAAUGAGACGAUUCCGGAAUUCCUAACGACCUCGGACAGCAGCAGUUUAGAUAACAAUAAUACGUGGAUCAUUAACACUGGACCGCGUGUAGCAGAUUUCCUUGAUCGCGAGACCGCCCUGUGGAUUUAUGCGAUUCUCAUUUUAGCGAGCAUAGUCAUGACCACUGUCAGAAAUGUUAUAUUUUACAAGAUAUGCAUGAACUCCAGUAAAAAUCUCCAUAAUCUCAUGUUUUCAUCACUGUUGAAAGCUCCAAUGCUAUUCUUUGAUACUCAUCCAUCCGGUCGUAUCCUAAACCGUUUCUCAAAGGAUGUUGGAGCAGUUGAUGAGAUGUUACCAAGAACAAUGAUAGAGUCCAUCCAGAUAUUCGCAGUGAUGGUUGGAAUUUUGGCCCAAGUACUUAUUAUUAAUUGGUGGACAGUUUUCCCAAUGCUUAUCGUGGGCUUCUUGUUCUGGCAAAUACGAAAUAUUUACCUCAAAACGGCACAGGACGUAAAACGUUUUGAAGGAAUAACGAAAAGUCCUGUCUUCUCCCAUGUCAGCUCUUCAUUGUUUGGAUUAACUACAAUUCGAUCAUCUUCCGCCCAAGAUAUGGUUCGCAAAGAAUUCGAUGGCCACCAAGAUCUCCACACCAGCGCUUAUUACUUAACUAUUGUAACUAGUACUGCCUUUGGAUUUGCAUUGGACAUGGUCUCCAUUUGCUUUAUUGCCUUUGUCACAUACAGCUUUAUCAUAUUGGACGAUGGAAACACGUUCGCGGGGAACGUCGGGUUGGCUAUAUCACAAGUUUUAAUUUUAUGCGGCAUGGUACAACAUGGAAUGCGACAAACUGCGGAAACGAUAGCGCAAAUGACCAGCGUGGAGCGAAUUUUGCAAUUCACACAGCUUGAUAAGGAGGGGCAGUUCGAUAGCGAGCCUAACAAGAAGCCGCCCGCACAGUGGCCUUUUAAAGGACAGAUUCAGUUUGAAAAUCUCUAUUUACGCUACAGCGAGUCGUCGCCUUCCGUUCUCAAGAACUUAAACGUCCUUAUCAGACCUGGAGAAAAAGUAGGAAUAGUUGGUCGCACCGGGGCCGGAAAAACUUCUUUGAUCUCAGCUUUGUUCAGACUGACUAAACUAGAAGGUAGAAUAUGCAUAGACGACUGGGACACGAAUCAAAUUGGUCUUCACGACUUGAGAAAGAAGAUCUCUAUUAUUCCGCAGGAACCGAUUUUGUUCUCGGCAACUCUCCGAGAUAAUCUGGACCCGUUCCACAAUUAUGAUGAUGCUACUCUUUGGGCUGCUCUGGAAGAUGUGGAAUUAAAAUCGAGUAUCGUGUCCCUCGAUUACUUUGUGGAGCAAGGAGGAAGUAAUUUCAGUGUCGGUCAGAGACAAUUACUCUGUUUAGCGAGGGCUAUUAUACGGAACAAUAGGAUUCUUCUUCUCGAUGAAGCUACAGCCAAUGUGGAUCCUUCAACAGAUUCUUUGAUUCAAACCACUAUCAGGCAGAAGUUCAAACACUGCACAGUGUUAACUAUAGCGCACAGAUUGAAUACCAUAAUGGAUAGCGAUAAAGUACUAGUUAUGGAUCACGGAGAAGCGGUUGAGUUCGAACAUCCACACGUUCUACUUCAAGAUGCAGAAGGGCAUUUCACCAGCAUGUUGAAAGAAACUGGGAAACUUAUGUUCGAUCAACUAAGUAAAGUAGCAGAAAAGGCAUACAAAGGCGGUUCUGAGUGCAUAGAGCAGAAGGAGGUACAUUCAAAAUCUCUCAAUGGCAACACCACGGCCAAAGAUGCUUGAGAGAACGUCCGUUAGAUAUAAGAAAGUACUUAGCAUCUUGUAAUAAUUACUUUCAUAGUUCAUUUUCGUUGCUGUAGCUUAUAGUCCUUGCUGAGAUGGCUACACUACUUCAGCGUAUUGCAUGCAAACUUAAUGGCAGAAGAAACUUACGAUGAUAGAUAAAAUUAUCUUUUAUAUUAUUUUGAUAACUUCGUAUAUUGUUCCUAUACAAGAAAUAACGCGGGUUUUUCCAUAUUGUAAUGUUUUAAGAAAGUAUACAAGUAAAAAAAUAUUUUUGAGAUAUACAGAUACUUUUCCAAGUAUCUAACAACUAUGUACCAAAAACUACUUAGAAUUUAUUUUGUUAAAGUUGUAUAAGUAAAACUAUAAAAAUAGUUUGUCAUUUUAGAA
Megalopta genalis is the source of this 4918-nucleotide messenger RNA. Its product is annotated as ATP-binding cassette sub-family C member 4. The record is from RefSeq and is a predicted model, not a curated record. Gene Ontology annotation, molecular function: ATP binding; ABC-type transporter activity; ATP hydrolysis activity. Gene Ontology annotation, biological process: transmembrane transport. Lineage: Eukaryota; Metazoa; Arthropoda; Insecta; Hymenoptera; Halictidae. Gene Ontology annotation, cellular component: membrane.